UCUUAUACCUAAAGUAAAAUAGAGAAGCAAUAUAUUAUAAAAUCAUGGGAAAGAGCAAAGAUGAUAUUACUCAAGCAAGACUAAGUGAAGAUGAUGCUUUGAGAAUAAGGUACAAAGCAGGCACCCCUCUUGAAGGAGGAAAGAUUGCUGAAUCUCAACCUGUGGAUCUCUUCUCUAGUGCUCGCAAUAUUCAGAAUCAACAAGACAGUAAGAUUGCUCAAUCUCAAAUCUCACAGUAAAACAAGCUGAAGAAGUUUCUGAUCGGGGAAAGGGUACUACUGUCUAUGACGACGAUGAUGAUAUGGAUAAACAUCAGCCACCAGCAGCUGCAACUCUCAUGUUUGAUAGUAAGACGGCUGAUAAUUUGGCAUCAAACCCUCCUUAAGCUGGAACUUAUAAACCACAGCAUCACCUUUUUAAUUAAUUUUCCUUUUCUACUGUAUUAUGAAUAAUAGUAAGUAUUAGUAUUAAACUUUUAGCUGCU
Messenger RNA from Nicotiana tabacum (common tobacco), 484 nucleotides. RefSeq lists its product as uncharacterized. NCBI's taxonomy places the organism in Eukaryota, Viridiplantae, Streptophyta, Magnoliopsida, Solanales, Solanaceae. The record is from RefSeq and is a predicted model, not a curated record. Gene Ontology annotation, biological process: seed dormancy process.